AAAUCAUAACACCAAAAAGUUACAAAAUUAAGAAGAUCGACAAUCUCUAGCAACGAAAUUCCAAAAACAAAAAAAUUGAGAUAACGUAGUAGUCUUCUUCUUCGUGAAAAGCAGUAAAUCAUCACUAAAGAAACAAAUGAAAAAAAAAAAGAGAAAGAGAGAGAGAGAAGCAUUGUCAAUAGAGAGAGGGAAAAAAAUGAGGAAGAGGGAGAAAGUUUUCUAAAAGAAAGAAAGAAUUGAAUGAGGAGAGAGAAAAGUUAUUGAAAUAAAUUUGGGUGGGUAAUAUCCCACGUGUAGUAAGAAACUUUUUUUCAUCUUUUUUUUGCCAUUCAACAAGUUUACUGUAAAUUCGCCUUAACUAAACAUUAUUUUUGGUAAUUUUUCCAAAUGAAAUUCCAGUAAUUGUUCCAAAUGAAAUUCCACCCAAGAAUUUACAGAAAAUACUUAUUGAUCAUUCUGAUUGACAAGCAAUGUAAAUCAAUGAUACAUGGGUUAUUUUAUUUAUUUAAUAAGGGAUAAUUUGUAAGUUUCAUCCCUUUCUUCCUCCCUUCUCCAUUCUUCCAUUACAACAACCCACCUUUUUCCUCCAUGAAAUCCCUAUUGCAGACCACCGCCACCACCACCUUAUGUGGUUAAAAUUGCUUCCGCGAAGAAAAUGCUACCCUAAGGUGGUUAAAAUUGCUUCCGCGAAGAAAAUGCUAUCCUAAGGGGUACAUGGUCUUUUUGCUCGCGGCGUAGGAGUGGUUGUCGAGGAAGAAGGAAGAAGGGAAGAAGAAAAGGGACGCGAAGAAGAUCUUUCGGAGAGGAAUAAGGGGUUGUGAUGGUGAUGGCGGCUAAGACGAACACGAGAAGACGGAGAUGAUUUUGGUGGUUCGUGGUUGACCAGCGAGAUGACAGGGGGAUAAUGAUGGUAGUGCGGUGGCUUCGUGAUGACCGAUCACCGGCGAGAUGACAGGGAGUAGUCGGAGAUGGUGGUGCUUCGUCCUUCGUGAAUGAAAUUCUUAAAGAGACAACAAUGGCGCUGAUUUUCACGCUCUCACCAUAACCAAUGGCGGACCAGCAUCACCAACACCACCAGCUGCAAUCCCACUCAUCAACAAGAAAUCGUUGUUAUUCGUUCACCCAACACCAACACCAGCAGCAGCAGCACCAUCAUCAUCAUUCUAUGUCGCUUCCGUUAUCGCAACCUCAGCAGCAGCAGCAAUCAGAUAGUGAUCGGAGCAGCGUCGAAUUGCGGGCUGUCGAUUGUAAUCUCGCCUCUUUGUGUGAUCACAUUCAAUUGGAGGGUUUUAACAAUGGCGUUUUCUCCGAUAUUGUUGUCAAUGCUAUGGGCUCUACUUAUCAUCUUCAUCGCUUGAUUCUUUCUCGCAGUUCUUAUUUCAGGAAUAUGCUUCAUGGUCCUUGGAAAGAAGCAUCUGCCCCCGUCUUAAGUUUGCAGAUAGAUGAUACAAAUGUUAAUGCGGAGGCCAUUGCUAUCUCAUUGGCAUACCUUUAUGGGCAUCACCCUAAGCUUAAUGACAAUAAUGCAUUCCGUGUUCUUGCUGCGGCAUCCUUUCUUGAUCUCCAGGAAUUGUGUGCUAUUUGUACUGACUUUAUCAUCGCUGAGCUGUGGACUUCAAAUUUCUUAGCCUAUCAGGUGUUUGCAGAACAUCAAGACUAUGGCAUACAUGGGGAAAGAGUUAGGAAUGCUUGCUGGGGCUACCUUUGCCAGAGUGGUUUCAUGGAAUUGAAAGAGGUUCUACCAAAUCUUUCAUCCCAAACAUUGCACACGCUACUGACCUCAAAUGAACUUUGGGUACCUAGUGAAGAGAAACGGUUUGAACUUGCAUUAUAUACAUUGGUAAAAAAAAGUGCUCUCAACAAGGGUGAAUCCCAAGAAAAGCAGAGUACAAGCCUGGAAACAGGGAUCUCAAAUCAACAUGACUUGUCUCAAUCAAAAGGAAAGAACAUUAUUGAUGCCUGCUGUAAUAGAAACUUGGAAGCUGAUUCGGUAUGUGUAAAUUCUUACUUGCUCCUUACAGCUAAAUUCUGCUUGUAUUAUCUGAUUGAGCUUGCAGAUUUUGUUAUUGACCUCCACAAUAAUAAUGUUGAUGACAAACAACAGGUACUUCAAGUUGCUUGCAGUGAGCCAAAUUCAGGAGCUGAAUAUCCUAACAACUUCGAACAACCUUCCCUUGUUACCUACUACUCUGAUUAUAGGCCCUCUUCUUCUUACGUCAGAAUGCCAGUUAAUUUUGCUGCCAGUGGACAGGGAAGUGAAGCUGCACUAGUAGAAGGACCAUCCGAAGAAAGCAUAUGCUGCCAUUUUAGUAGUUCUAAUUGGUUGUCAGGAAAUGAUUCAAGGGAUUGCUCUUCAUCAUCAAUAAACUCUUCCUGCAACGAUAUCGUGCCUGAUGAAUGGAGCAGAAAUGAUUUGGCUUAUCCAUGGGGUGGAAGGACUGUUGGAAGGAGGCAGGUGAAGAGUUACGGUAAAGGGAACAGUGGGUUGAGAGGAGAAGAAUAUGAUACAUUCAUUAACAUUUUUGAAGAAGGUUCAGUUUUGUACUGCAAUAUGUCUUUUGAGGCUCUUUUAGAUGUGAGAAAACAGCUUGAAGAAUUAGGUUUCCCUUGCAAGGCAGUGAAUGACGGUCUUUGGCUGCAGAUGCUUCUCAGUCAGAGGGUUCAAGAAAUUGCUGCUGAAACAUGCAAAAAUUGCUGCCUUUUAGGCAUGGCAUGUGCAUGCAAACAGCCAUUUACCUUUUCCCAUGGUGCUGGAACCACAGGCUACUACGUCCAAGCUUCUGAUCAGAAUAAUUCACCUGGCAAUAUUGGUGAUUUGUACGUUGCGGGUCCUGCUAAUGUUGAAGGAAAUGGUAUAUUUAGACCAGUGAGAGUAAAUGUUAGGGGUUCAAAUGAUGGACUUGCCGGUAUCGGGCGUGGAGCUACACUGGUUCCUGCUUCCACUUGGUGUCCAACUCGAUUUGUAUUUUCCCGUGUUCCGUUUGGUGUGGGCAACAGGAAUGGUCAGCAAUCUCUUGCUAAUGAUGAUCUGGAAUUGAGACCUGACCAACAUGGUGACAUGUCUGGAGAUGGACUAACUGCCUUGGUUGGACUGAGUGACGGAGGAAGAAAUAUUAAUGUUCAAGGGUGGCAGACAGAGAGUGCUUUUGAUAUAGCUCUAAGAAAUAGUUUCAUUGAAACCUCUGCUGCUGGGCCAAGUGGUAGUGGUACUCAGAUGGGAGAGUCUUCAGACCAAAAUAUUGACGGCCAGUGUGAGAACACAAGCAAUGCAUCUAUAUCCUUAGAUAUGAAGACACCUCUAAGUCACUUCCCUCCAUUUCGAUUUGGGGUAGAAUUUGCUGAUGUGCAUCGACUUAAUGAUGGUCAGGUUAAACACUCACCAGAAGCAUUUUAUGCUGGUUCAUUUUGGAAAAUAAGUGUUCAAGCUUUUAAUGAUGAAGACCCUCAAGGGCGUAGGACACUUGGCUUAUUUAUUCAUCGCCGGAAGGCUGAAAUAAUGGAUCCUCAAAGGAAGGUGCAUAUGUAUGUGGACUCUCGUGAAAAAGUUACAGCUCGCUAUCAGUUGAUCUGUCCAUCUAAGCGAGAAGUUAUGGUGUUUGGAAGCUUCAAGCAAGCAGGUACUCUUUUACCAAAAGCUCCAAAAGGCUGGGGCUGGCGCAGUGCUAUACUAUUUGAUGAGCUUCUUGAUCUUCUUCAAAAUGGGUGCUUCAGGGUUUCUGCCGUUGUACAGCUUGUAUAGAUUUGAAAAUGUCGCAGUCCCAUUCUGUGUCUCAAUUUUCCUUUUUUCAUUAUAUAAUAAUUAUGUAUCAUCUAACAUCUGCAAGGAUGCCUUAGCUUGGUCUUAUAAGAAGGAUUAGCCUAAUUUUCUUCUUUAUAAGAGAGAGAAAACGGAGAAAGAAAUUGUAAUAUGCUUACUUCUUACUCCCUUGUCCCUUUUUUGACUCGUAAAUUUCUAUAAAAUGGGCCUAUGGUGCAAAAAUAAGGGGAUAGAAGGAGUACAUGUUAAAAAUGAUAUUGUUAUUAGUUUCAUGAAUGCAUAAUACCCAAACACAUGACAUA
Chenopodium quinoa (quinoa) is the source of this 4059-nucleotide messenger RNA. RefSeq lists its product as uncharacterized. The coding region runs from base 1049 to 3739 and encodes 896 amino acids. The record is from RefSeq and is a predicted model, not a curated record. Lineage: Eukaryota; Viridiplantae; Streptophyta; Magnoliopsida; Caryophyllales; Amaranthaceae. Gene Ontology annotation, molecular function: protein binding. The transcript has 13 exons.